Messenger RNA from Dunckerocampus dactyliophorus (ringed pipefish), 1726 nucleotides. It is a transcript of the gene ctsba, whose product is annotated as cathepsin Ba. Lineage: Eukaryota; Metazoa; Chordata; Actinopteri; Syngnathiformes; Syngnathidae. Gene Ontology annotation, cellular component: lysosome. The transcript has 11 exons. Gene Ontology annotation, molecular function: cysteine-type endopeptidase activity. Gene Ontology annotation, biological process: regulation of catalytic activity. The coding region runs from base 164 to 1156 and encodes 330 amino acids. The record is from RefSeq and is a predicted model, not a curated record.
AUGAGCAUUGGCUCAUGUGACUGUUCACGUGACCUCUUGUCUGAAUGGCAGCAGUGGGUGCCGACGAGGAGCGGGUAGUUCUCUGACUGACAGUUCGAGGAGACACACAGCUUAAGAAGUCGUUACAUCUCCAACAACAGCUUGAAAACUAGCAGCAGGCAACAUGUCACAAGCAGCCGUCCUCUUAUUGGCUGCCACCUUGUCGGUGAGCAUGGCCAAACCCCCCAUCCACCCACUGUCCAAUGAGAUGGUGGACUACAUCAACAAGAUGAACACUACCUGGAGGGCUGCUCAAAAUUUCCCCAACGUCGACUACAGUUAUGUUCAGAAACUGUGUGGGACAAUACUGAAGGGACCCAAACUUCCUGUCAUGGUUCAAUAUGCUGGAAAUCUGAAGCUGCCUAAGGAAUUUGACUCCAGGGUACAGUGGCCUGACUGUCCCACACUGAAGGAAAUCAGAGACCAAGGCUCAUGUGGCUCGUGCUGGGCAUUUGGUGCCGCAGAAGCCAUAUCUGACCGUGUGUGCAUCCACAGUAAUGCCAAGGUCAGCGUAGAGAUCUCAGCAGAGGACCUGCUGACCUGCUGCGAGGAUUGUGGCAUGGGAUGUAACGGUGGCUACCCUGGAGCUGCCUGGGAAUUCUGGACUACAGAUGGACUCGUCUCUGGUGGACUCUAUAACUCUCACAUCGGUUGCCGUCCCUACACCAUCGCACCCUGUGAACACCACGUCAACGGUACCCGCCCUCCCUGCACUGGGGAAGGUGGAGAAACACCCAAGUGUGUUUUCAAGUGCGAACCCGGAUACUCCCCCAGUUACACGAAGGACAAGCAUUAUGGUAAAACAUCUUAUAGCGUGAUGUCAGAUGAGGAGCAGAUUCAGUCUGAGAUAUUCAGCAACGGCCCAGUAGAGGGAGCAUUCAUCGUAUAUGAAGACUUUGUUCUUUACAAGUCAGGGGUGUACCAGCAUGUGUCUGGGUCCAUGCUGGGUGGGCAUGCCAUAAAGAUACUUGGCUGGGGGGAGGACGAUGGUGUCCCCUACUGGCUCUGUGCCAACUCCUGGAACACUGACUGGGGUGAUAAUGGGUUCUUUAAAAUCCUACGUGGAUCAAAUCAUUGUGGCAUUGAGUCUCAGAUUGUAGCGGGCAUCCCCAAGUAGAACCAAAGGUUUUUGAGUGUCGUCUUUCAAUAUGUACUCACCAGAGGGCGACACACACCACCUUCCUGCACUGGAAUUUACACCAUGUGGUUAGUUUGUAGUCAUGCAGUUAAAGCAUCAUUGAUUAUUUGCAACAAAACAUUGAAGAGUUUGUAUUUUUAGGUGCCUCUUAGAAUGUCUGCAACCACUGUAUGUGCCUGAACACGACAUGUUCUCUCCUUUGAAAAAUAGUAGCUCAUAUGAAGUUUGCACAAGUGGACAAUCACAAAUGUGCUUUUCACGUUGUCUUUGUUCAUGUCUGACUUUGUAUGUGUUAGUAUGUGUCAAAAGUUUUAUCAAUACAGGUAUUAUAUUACUGCCAGUUUUAUUGUUCAGUGCCAUUGUUACUCUGUAGGCAUUUUAAUUGACCUGUUAAGGCUUUUAAAUGUCAUCACAUGAGGAAUUAAAUGUCUUUUAAUAAGGGUUGAAGUAAAGUUAGUGUUUUAUCUGCCUGCAAUGAUCAAAGUCUUGGUAUACACCUGUUGGUAAAAUACAUGCUCUGAAUUAAAUGUGUUUGGGUUUCAUUGUGAA